Molecule: messenger RNA, 7027 nt
Organism: Trichoplusia ni (cabbage looper)
Lineage: Eukaryota; Metazoa; Arthropoda; Insecta; Lepidoptera; Noctuidae
Exons: 4
Coding region: 4494-6713 (739 amino acids)
Source: RefSeq, a predicted model, not a curated record
UUAAACGCGAGAAACCUACGAAAAACAACCUUACUGCCUUGAAAUAAAAGCUGUGACAAUUCGUAAUGACGACUUGAAUGUUUGUGAAAGCCUCGUAGCACAAGGAUACAAUUCCUUAGUGGCGGAAUUGAUUAGUUAAAAAAAGACUAUUAUUAAAGGCAUCACACAUCACUUAGAAACGACCAAUUAUCAAGCUAUAGGUAGUAUCCUUGUUACUUUUGAACUCGAUUCCUAUCCAAAUGUGGCGUAUAUUCCAUAAACGGAAUGUGAUUUUACCUCGUAACAAAAGUUUUCCUUAUCGAGUGUAUUUAAAUGGAACGGGAGCAGCGAUAAACGGGGCCCGGCCGGGUCGUUAAUAAACCUGAGCGCAGAUAUGUACCCGUUACACUUCCUCUAGCGUUCCUCGUCACAUGUCACCAAACUAUUUUGUUGAGACACACUGGCACACACACAAUCUGUAUAUGUAUAGGUGUCUAUAUGUAUAGGUACAUACUUUAGACUAUUGUUCCUGAGAAGAAAAUUGAAAUGCUUUAUGGACCUACUUGGUUAUUUUGUAAGGAUGUCCAAGAGAAUGUUCCUCAGAUUAUAAAUAUAGAACUUUGAAAAAAGUUCUUGGCGUCUACCGUGACAUCUAAAGGUGAUAUUGUGGUGGUAGGUUUAAGUAAAUACAUACUUGUUAGUGGUUUCCAGUCAGUGAUUGAAAUAUCCAUUUAUUGUUUCUUGACAUCAGUAGAGGUAGGAAUCAAGGUUCAGUGCCGUCGGACACAUUAAGAAGGAUAUUCCAAUCACUGACUGGACACUACUAACUAGUAUAGUAGAAGCGAAUUUUAGCAAACCAAACAUGAAAUAAAACUAAAUAGGCUGGGGCGCUAAUUUGACGAGAUUUUUUUCAAUUCGUGACGCUACUUUUCUAUAAAAAAGAACUAAUUUUACAGAAUUCAUGCAAUAUUAUUCUAAUUUAUUUAUUUACUGACUAGUUUUUCGAUAAAGUUCCUUUAGAAGCACUUAUGGGGAUGACUUCAGUCAUAUAAGAUUUAUGAAAAAAAAAACAAAAGCAAUAGUCAGAAUAUAGAUAAGAGUCGAUGAAAGACAUGUUCAGCCUUUCUGUACUACUUUUGCCCUACCCUUUACUAGAAUAGGAGUUUAACAUAUGAUGAUGAUAAUUUCACAAACAUUCAAUGUAGCGUAAAUAAGCAGCCAACGAACACCGCAUACCCAGUAGCACAAUCACGCUACAGAAGACAACAGAUUUGAGUCAGCGGAAGUCCUAAAAAGAAAAUUCCUUCGUAAAACAUUACACUUUUCAUUACAUUUCAUAAUGGCGAUGACAACACGUUCAGUUCACCUUUGUUUUCUGUUCCUAAUAAGGUUUUUCGUAAACUCUACAACUCUACCAUCAUAUUGAAUGUCAAAAGUGCUUUGUACCGGCCGCUCGCGCUACAACAAUGUUAUAUGGCCUUCUUUUUUAAUUUUUCUAUGGCACAGUCACCACUGACAAAUAUUGGAAUCUGCAAUCGCCAUCACGCAGUUGGUAAGCUUCCUUGGUGAUCAGAGCUCAAAACUUAUGAGGGGAAGACUGUGCCCGACAUCUAGAGAGAGAUGCUCCAGAUGCUCUCCAUAAUUUUAGCAGCACUCCGGAGAUUGUGUAAAUGAGGGUACUUUACAGUAAAAUCAAUUUACCGUUACUAUAGUUUUAUCCACUGUAUUUAAAUUGCUACACUAUUUCAAUAUUUUUGGCAUCCUUUAGUUUUACAUUAUUAAAUUACCAAAAUAUUUAAAGAGUUGCAUUACUUACUAAAAUAAUAAAACUUAUUUCCACCCCGUUGCAGACAUCGCAGUUGAAUCCGCAGCGGCGCGGGCGCAGUAGCGACGCAGUACCUACAGUCCUUGCAACGUCGUCGUCUACGCAUUAGAAAAAUCGCUAAAAGGGCGCGCGGCGCUAUACGGUCGUCGACCCCUCAGCGCGCACCCAAACACCCGAAUACUUGCGCGUACGCAGCUCCUCUCUCCGCCGCCACCGAUAAAACCCUCUCAAUGGAAUCCGAGGCAUGCCUACAUGUGGCGGCUGAGCACGCGCGCGCACUUAUUUGUUUUGGAGGAUCACACUUACGCCCGCAUCAUGUAACUCGCCGUCAUGACUAAAAUGAAAUGCACGCAUGUAUACAUACCUCUUUCUCUUUCAGUAACAUGCAAUACGACUCUGCUUUGCGAUAUCCGAAAAAUAUUGAGAUGAGAUUUUUUGGUCAUCCUAAGAGCAAGUUCUGCAAACAAUUAAUGUCAAUGCGAAAGCUUUUAGUUAAAAAAAAACUUUUGAUUAAAAACCAAACAAUAGUUUUGGCAACAAUGACUUUAUAACAAAACUUGCAAAUAUUUUGCCAACCUUUUGUCUAUUUAACUUUAUACGUUAGUUUUGAUGCCCAAAACGGUUUAUAUUGUAUCACGUAUCAAAAGUGACUGCAUUUGGAGAUGGGACGGAAACAUUUAUGGGCGAUGUAACGUGAAGAAGCCCAUUCGAGUGAUUUCCAUUCAUUUGUUGACAAUGUAUGGUGGUGGCGCGGUCAGAGGGCGCGGGGUGCCCCGCGUGCAGUCAGCCUCGCGCGCCCGCGCCCCGCGCACGCUGUACGCUGCACCGCGGGCCUAUGCACCGCGCACGCGUUCUACACCCGUUUAAAUUCCGACCAACUUCACACGACAACCCGGCAAACUAAACUCACCUCUAUUUACUACGUGAUAAGGACUACAUCACCAGCAUCUCCGAGCUCCACGAACUGCAUCGACACAGCGCCACCAUCGAUCACUAGGUUCCCUGCACUCACCGAUCGAUGGACUAUUACAGCUUUGUUUACGUACCGUCGCCUGCGCAUAAACACGUAUACUGAAACGCUUUUCAUCGCGGGAAACUCGCCUGAAACAUGUUGCGAAUGGCGAAAGAGGUUGCAACAGCCGCCUGCGCAGACUACAGUCUAGUCGGACACCACUUAAAGAUAUUCAAGUUUGGAAGUGAUGACAGCUUGAAUUUGAGGUACGUUCAUUAUUUAUUAACCAACUUUACAAAAUGAGGAGGCUAUGCUUAUUAGGUUUUAUUGUAAUACAGUUUUCGGUGAUAGUAUUACCUAUUUAGAUGUUUAUAUGACCAAUGAUUUAUUUGGGAAUGGUCCAUGACUAACACGUACGUUUUCAUAAUUCAAUUUCUACAUAAAUAUCUAAGAAAGAUCUAGUAGGAUGCCAUGCAUAUUAAAAGAUGCAUAUGCUAUAUAACCGUGCUAGAGGGCUUUAUCAAGAAAUACAAUAUGUAUUUUUUAUAGAUGAUGCCCUCUUUUACAAAUGCAUGUUAAUCAAAAUAAUAUCUACUACCCCUCUUUUAAUGAACACAAUUCACAAACUAAAUUCAUAUUAAAAAACCUUUAUUGUUUAUUUGAUAUUGGAAACAUUACAUAUUUCACUUUAAUAGAAACUUUACAAAAGAAUUAAGAAGGAAACAAGAGUUCAUACAAACUCAAUAACUCCUCUGUAACUCUGAUUUGCCGCUAGCAAUUGAUUGUUAGAUACUUAAUGGACUCCUUCGUACAACGUAAGAGUCGUGUGAUCGGUUAACGUAUUUGCGUUAUUUAGGAGUGUAAGGUGUGCGCGGGUCACGGGCCCUUAUUGGGGGCAAAGGGAAGUUAUAAAUCUGUCGGCGCUAACAAUGGCGCGAUAACGUGCACCUUGCGCCCGCGCCGAUACUGGCGCAGCCCCCCCCCCCUCUCACCCGGCCUCGUCCACCAAAACACUAUCAACACUGCAGACAGCUAUGGGAAAUACCCUCAUUUACGAAAGUGUUUGUGUAUUAUGCCUUUUCAAAAUGCGUUUGUUAUGCCCUGUAUCGAGUCUGUUCAAUUGUGCCACAAUAUUGUAUUGUCCUCGCAAGCCCCCUAGUGCCAAUGAAAUACCAUAAAUCACACACUUAAAAGCCCAGACUCUGCUAUGAAUUCGUAACAACGGUAACUUAAAUACCGAAACCAAGUGGCUCUCCAAACCAGUUACUCUGUAGGUACCUUACAACAUUUCGUUGGUAGGUAUAGGACCAGGCAACAAUAACCGCCGAAAUGAGGAGAAAAAGAGAGGUUGACGUAACGCCAACCUUAUCGGUCAUUGACCUUCACACCUAAACCGAGCCUCACAUCUCGCUCGGUGUGCGCGUUUACAUGUCGCACACUUAUUCCAAAACUGUCACUAUCCAAAAUUUCGUAAUAUCGAGAUAAUAACGCCAUCAGUUGAUCAAUUUCUAACUAAAAAGAGCCGCAUUGACACUUUCUUAAAAAUGCCAAAAACUACUGCUAGAUGGCAGUAGUCUCUUUUGCCACUAAACAAAAUUCCCCACCCCGCGCAGUGCUAGACUGACGCUUAACACGAAAACACGUGUCGCCCGUACCAGAAUAGACCGUUGUUGAGCGACAAACCGACACUUUGGUCAUUAAGUCAGUUUUUCGGUGCCAUCAUUGGUUUUUUUUAAAAUGCAUCGAAGAGACAAAUUGUUGAAACUCGCUCUGGAUCUUCAGGCAGAAAAUAGCGCAGAACCAUCGACCUCGCAGAAAUCUCGCAGGGUAAGCUGCUCAUCUUCUCAGAGUUCAUCUUCCUCGAGCAGUUCUUCGUCUUCAAGUAGCGCUGCUUCUACAAUUGGCUCCUAUGUUUCGGGGUCAAUAAAAUCUUCAGAUAACAUUUACCGUCCCAUCGCCAAUUCACUAAUACAAAGAAAAGUAUUUGAAUCUUUGCCAAGCACAUCUAAUCUACAAAAACAUGUAACUAAUCAAACUGAAUUACCAAGACAAAGAUCAUUAAGCACCGGUUCUAGGUCUUCUACCCUUUCUUCAAGAGCAGGUGAUUUUUCACCUGACGAUAAUGAUUCUGAUUAUAACCCUGUCCCUGAUAGAAUUAUCGAUGAAAGCUCUGACAACGAGCAAGAAAAUUUAAUAAUAUUACCACCAAAGAAAAAACGGAAGGGUAUUAUAAAUUCUAAAAAGCUAAUAGCUAAACAAUUACGUAAUUCAGGCAAAGAAUACGUUUCUUUAUCAAAAUCAAAAAAAAAUGUGCCCCAGAGAAGCAUGGGACCGCCUUGUUCAGAACGAUGUCGUUUGAAAUGUUUCGAUAAAAUUAAUGAUGGUGACAGAACGAUUAUUUUUGGUUUAUAUUGGGCAAUGGGUUGUGUUACUCGACAACGGGAUUUUAUCAGUAAGAACUUGACUGUUAUCAAACCAAAGUAUAGUUACAAAAAAGAAAAUAGCAAUCGUAAACCAAAGCAUGGUUUCCACCUAACAGUAAAUGGUAAACAAAUACGGGUGUGCAAAAUAUUCUUCAAAAACACUCUGGGGAUUAAUGAUAGACCUAUCAGAACUGUCUUAGAGAAGUUGUGUGAUAGCGGAAUGGUAGAAUCUGACAAAAGAGGCAAACACGGAAAUCAAGUAAAAGUUGUUGAUGAAGUGAUACAGGGUAUAAAAAGUCAUAUUGACUCCAUUCCUCGUAUAGAAAGCCACUACUUAAGAAAACAGACUAGUAGAGAGUACAUCGACGGAGGUAAAAGUUUAUCUGAUUUGUAUAGAGAUUAUAGAAAACUCUGUGAAGAAGAAGGAAAGCCAGCUGGCGAAAUACACACUUAUCGUAAGAUAUUUCACAAAGAUUACAAUAUCAGCUUUUUUAUUCCAAAAAAAGACAUGUGCGAGUUUUGUACAUCUUACGAAAAUAUGAGUCAAAUAGAAAAAGAAACUAACGAGUUGAAGUAUCUAGAACAUCACACAGAAAAAGAACUAAGUCGAAUUGAGAAAAAUGAAGACAAACAAAAGGGGCAAAAAAGUUACGUGGUUGCAUGUUAUGAUUUACAGGCGGUUUUACCGCUUCCUAUGGGUAAGACCUCAAGUUUUUACUACAAAUCAAAGUUAAAUGUAUGUAACUUUACGAUUUGUGAACUUAACAAAGACAACAGUUAUUGUUAUGUUUGGAGUGAAGUAGAUGCUUUGAGAGGAGCCAAUGAAAUUGGCUCAUGCGUCUUAAAGUUUAUUACAGAAAAAUGUCAAACAGUCGAUGACCCGAAUUUGGAAAUUAUAUUUUAUUCUGACAAUUGUUGUGGUCAACAGAAAAAUCAAUUUAUGUUUAGCUUGUACAUGUAUGCUUUAGCUAAUUUGUCAAUUAAGAGCAUUACCCAUAAAUUUUUAAUAUCGGGCCACACUCAAAAUGAAAAUGAUAACGUUCAUUCUGUAAUAGAAAAAUCUGUUAAAAAAUUUCUUAAAUCAUCUCCAAUUUUCGUUCCUGACCAGUACAUUACUUUAAUACAGACGGCUAGAAAACGAGGUAAUUCAUACAAUGUCAACGCUAUGUCAUAUUCCGAUUUUUAUAAUUUAAAAGAUUUUGUUCAGCAAUGUGGCAUUAAGUUUAAUAAAAAUACUGAUGGAGAUGCAGUUAGACUAUCUGAAAUUAAAAUAAUAAAAUUUGUCAAAGAAGAUAACGGAGCAAUAAAAAUAUUUUAUAAGACUUCAUUUACAGAAGAUCAUUUUUAUGAGAUUGAACAAUGUAGACAAACACGGUCUAGGCGCACAAUUAACUGUGUCGGGUUUCCUUUGAAACAACUGAAUAAUGCAAAACUGGAACUAACUUCCAGAAAAAAGAAUGACUUACGAUCAUUAAUUGACAGUAAUUUAAUACCACGCUAUUAUGCUGAAUCGUUUUACCGAAAUAUUUUGUGAUUAUUUUUUCUUUUUUAUAUUAACUUACAGUAAGACAUCCUGUUUUAUUAUGUAAAAGCGAGAGAUGCAAGUCUGAUUAUGUGAAUUAAGAUUAGCCGAGAGAGGCAAGUGUGAUUAUGUGAAUUAAGAUUAGCCGCGAGAUGCAAGCAUGAUAAAUAUUUUUUGUAAGACAUUUUAUGUGAUAUAAGAGUAUCAGUAGCGCGAAGCUUAAGUAUUGUUUUCUUCCCCUUCUGUAAUCAAAGACUGAUUAAAAUGUAGAACAGAAGUUACCUCAUAGAGAGUUUAGACUGAUUGUUUAAUAACAGAUACCUAAU